Wyeomyia smithii (pitcher-plant mosquito) is the source of this 1947-nucleotide messenger RNA. RefSeq lists its product as uncharacterized. Gene Ontology annotation, biological process: DNA integration. The coding region runs from base 1 to 1947 and encodes 648 amino acids. The transcript has a single exon. Gene Ontology annotation, molecular function: nucleic acid binding. NCBI's taxonomy places the organism in Eukaryota, Metazoa, Arthropoda, Insecta, Diptera, Culicidae. The record is from RefSeq and is a predicted model, not a curated record.
AUGGUCGUUGUACCAAAAGGAAAAGACGACAUACGGUUGUGCAUCAACAUGAAGCAGCCGAACAAGGCGAUUCAACGGGAACAUUUUCCGCUUCCAGUCAUCGAGACAUUAUUGAACAAAUUGAGGGGAGCAACGUGUUUUUCCAAACUCGAUAUAACGUCUGCAUAUCAUCAUGUGGAAUUACAUCCGGAUUCUCGAGCGAUGACAACGUUCAUGACAGACCGGGGAUUAAUGCGUUUCAAGAGGUUGAUGUUUGGCAUCAGCUGUGCCCCCGAGAUCUUUCAGCGCAUAAUGACUCAAAUGCUUGCAGGAAUUAAUGGAGUGAUCGUUUACAUCGACGAUAUAGUUGUUACGGGUAGAACUAAAGAGGAGCACGAUAACAGAUUACAGCAAGCAAUGGAGGUGCUCAAAAAGAACAAUGCUAAGUUGAACCAUGAUAAAUGCGUGAUUGGGGUCCAGGAAUUAGACAUUCUUGGAUUCAAGGUAAGCUCGGCAGGGAUUAGCCCGUCAAAAGAGAAAAUAAUAGCGAUCAAGAACUUUAGAAAACCAGAGACAAAGGAAGAAGUCCGAAGCUUUCUGGGGUUGGUGAAUUUUGUGGGGCAUUUCAUUCCCCACAUGUCAACUAGAACCGAACCGUUACGUAAAUUCUUACGAGGUGAUGUACUAGAAUUUGGACCAGAUCAGAAUUAUGCUUUUAACGAUUUGCGAAAUGAGUUGGCAAAUAACGUGAGAAGUCUAGGAUACUUCGACCCAGCAGAGGCUACAGAAUUGUACGUUGACGCAUCUCCUGUCGGAUUGGGCGCGGUACUUGUACAAAGGGAUAGAAAUGGGAUACCAAGAAUUAUUAGUUUUGCUUCGAAGGGACUCACUGCUGCAGAGCGAAUUUAUCCACAGACCCAGCGUGAAGCAUUAGCUGUAGUCUGGGCUGUUGAAAAAUUUUACCUCUAUCUGUAUGGUUUACAUUUCACUAUUUUCACUGAUCAUAAGACACUUAAAUAUAUUUUCGAAGGCAAAUACCAGGAAAACAAGCGCGCCAUGUCGAGGGCUGAAGGAUGGGCUCUACGGCUUCAGCCGUUUGAUUUUGAGAUGAAGUAUAUUGCAGGACCUGCUAACAUAUCAGACUCACUAUCGCGACUGUGCUCACAGUUCGAUUUACCUUUCAACGAGAAUGCUGAGCAUUAUUUAUGCGCAAUUGGAGGAGGGCUUACAGCAAUAACUUUGAAAGAAAUACGAUUGGAAACUGUAUGCGAUGAAAUUUUGGCAGGAGUUGUUAAGGCACUUGAAACCGGCAUUUGGCCAUCAGUACUUUUUCAGUAUCAAGCAUUCUCUACUGAGUUGGGAAUUACAAAGGGAAUUGUGGAGCGUGAAGCUAGAAUCGUGCUGCCAGAAAGGCUUAGAUUAAGUGCGCUGGAUAUAGCACAUAGAGGACAUCCCGGAAUAGUGGCUAUGCGUAUGAAUCUCCGAGAGAAAGUGUGGUGGCCGGGUAUGGAUAGAGAUAUCGUAAAUAGGAUUCAAGAGUGUGCUGGUUGCGCUGCAGUGAGCAAACUAACACCACCAGAACCGAUGCAGAGGAAAGGAAUGCCAGAUCGGGCCUGGCAAGAGAUUGCGAUUGAUUUCUUUUCAGCAAAGGAGUGUGCGACGUUUAUGGUUGUUGUCGACUAUUAUAGUCGGUUUCUACGGGUUAUCGAGAUGAAGGGUACGACUGCAGGGAAGACUAUCGAUUCUCUGGAAGGUAUAUUUAUCGAGCAAACGUACCCAGAGACGAUACGUAGUGAUAAUGGCCCGCCGUUCUCGAGUGAAGAAUUUGCACAGUACUGCUCGAAUAAAAACAUAAGACUUAUUCGUACCAUUCCGUACUGGCCGCAGAUGAACGGUCUUGUAGAAAGGCAGAACCAGGGCAUCCUUCGGACACUUCGGAUCGCCAAAGCAACGAAGUCGAAGCAAUAA